GUGCGCAACCUUUAUUCAAUUGGACACAACAUACAUCAUGUCAACCGUCAGCAAGUCCAAGGUAACGGCCACCGAGCCAUUAGACCCUAAAGAUGCACGCUGGGUGAAACUAGUAAAACUAACCUACACCGACCCCACCGCCACCGUCCGCACAUGGGAAUCCGCCGAGCGCCUGACCCGGCCCCACGGCAGCGCCAUCGACGGCGUCGGCAUCAUCGCCAUCAUGCAGAACGACCCCGCACACCCCUCCGCCCCGCCGCGCAUCUUGCUGCAGAAGCAGUUCCGGCCCCCGAUCGACCAAGUCGUCAUCGAAGUCCCGGCCGGGCUGAUCGACGCGGGCGAGACGGCGGAGGCGUGUGCGCUGCGCGAGUUGCGCGAGGAGACGGGGUAUCGGGGGCGAGUGGUGGAGGGGUUUGGGAUGACGCCCGUGCAGUGGAAUGACCCGGGUUUCUGCAACACAAACGUCCAAAUGAUCCACGUGACGGUCGAUAUGUCGCUCCCCGAGAAUCAGAAUCCGAAGCCUGAGCUUGAGGAGAGCGAGUUUAUUGAGUGUUUUACGGUGCCGAUGACGGAUCUGUAUGCGGAGAGUGAGAGGUUGGAGAGGGAGGGGUAUGCGAUUGAUGCGAGGGUGGGGACGUUUGCGGAGGGGAUUGAGGUAGCGAAGAGGUGGAAGUUGGUGUAGGUGUGGUGGAGAAUGGGGGAUUUGCGUUGAAGUAGGUAGGGGGGUGAUGAUAUAUGAGGAAGGGAGUGAGUAAACAGAGUGUUGUGGGACUUUGGGUCCGCCGACGCUCGUGGUUCUUUCAGACUCCUAAAAUGGGCUUUCAUAUUAGAGUUUCACGGUUACGGGGUAGAUUUGAGUAUCUUCAAGAAAGCAGCCUGUGAUUCUAGAGCUCGUGAGCGUAGAUG
This is a messenger RNA of Mytilinidion resinicola, 906 nucleotides long. RefSeq names its product putative ADP-ribose pyrophosphatase. The record is from RefSeq and is a predicted model, not a curated record. Gene Ontology annotation, cellular component: cytosol; nucleus. Lineage: Eukaryota; Fungi; Ascomycota; Dothideomycetes; Mytilinidiales; Mytilinidiaceae. Gene Ontology annotation, biological process: nucleoside phosphate metabolic process; ribose phosphate metabolic process. Gene Ontology annotation, molecular function: ADP-ribose diphosphatase activity. The transcript is spliced from 4 exons. Bases 38 to 682 code for a protein of 214 amino acids.